AUGGUGGCCCUGUCCUUAAAGAUUUGUGUCCGCCACUGCAAUGUGGUAAAGACCAUGCAGUUUGAACCAUCUACAGCCGUGUACGAUGCAUGUCGAGUCAUUCGGGAACGGGUACCUGAGGCGCAAACUGGCCAAGCUUCUGAUUAUGGGCUGUUUCUCUCAGAUGAAGACCCCAGGAAAGGAAUUUGGCUGGAAGCAGGCAGAACACUGGAUUACUACAUGUUGCGAAAUGGGGAUAUUUUGGAAUAUAAAAAGAAACAGAGACCUCAGAAAAUCCGGAUGCUGGAUGGAUCCGUGAAAACGGUGAUGGUGGAUGACUCUAAGACUGUUGGGGAGCUCCUGGUUACCAUUUGCAGCAGGAUCGGAAUAACGAACUAUGAAGAAUAUUCUUUAAUCCAAGAAACGAUUGAGGAAAAGAAAGAGGAAGGGACGGGUACGCUAAAAAAAGACAGGACACUGUUGCGAGACGAGAGGAAGAUGGAGAAGCUGAAGGCAAAACUCCACACGGAUGAUGACCUAAAUUGGCUGGAUCACAGCCGAACAUUCAGAGAACAAGGGGUAGAUGAACAUGAAACGUUGCUGCUUAGAAGGAAGUUCUUCUACUCCGAUCAGAAUGUGGACUCGAGAGACCCUGUGCAGCUGAACUUGCUUUAUGUUCAGGCUCGGGAUGAUAUCCUGAAUGGCUCCCACCCUGUCUCCUUCGAGAAAGCUUGUGAGUUUGGAGGAUUUCAAGCCCAGAUACAAUUUGGACCUCAUGUGGAACAUAAACACAAGCCCGGAUUCUUAGACCUAGGACUCUCCUAUUGCUUUGAGAAGGCCAUGACUGUCCAUGGUGCCUUCAUGUUACCCUUUAGCAGCAGCCUCUUAAAGCUGGAGCAUAAGAACUGUGGAGAGAUGAGCGAAAUAGAAGCCAAGGUCAAGUAUGUGAAACUCGCCCGAUCCCUCCGGACGUACGGUGUGUCCUUUUUCCUGGUGAAGGAAAAGAUGAAAGGCAAGAACAAGCUUGUGCCUCGCUUGCUGGGCAUCACUAAGGACUCGGUGAUGCGCGUGGAUGAGAAGACCAAGGAGGUGCUACAGGAGUGGCCGCUCACCACUGUCAAGCGCUGGGCAGCCUCACCCAAGAGCUUCACGCUGGAUUUUGGGGAGUAUCAAGAAAGCUACUAUUCAGUACAAACCACUGAGGGAGAGCAAAUAUCCCAGCUGAUUGCAGGCUACAUCGACAUCAUCCUCAAAAAGAAACAAAGCAAAGAUAGAUUUGGAUUAGAGGGGGAUGAGGAGUCGACUAUGCUGGAAGAGUCUGUUUCCCCGAAGAAGUCUACCAUCUUGCAGCAGCAGUUCAAUCGGACUGGAAAGGUGGAACACAGCUCCGUGGCACUGCCCGCCGUGAUGCGCUCAGGCUCCAGUGGGCCCGAGACCUUCAACGUCGGCAGCAUGCCCUCCCCGCAACAGCAGGUCAUGGUUGGGCAGAUGCACCGAGGCCACAUGCCCCCGCUGACCUCGGCCCAGCAGGCUCUCAUGGGGACCAUCAACACAAGCAUGCACGCUGUCCAGCAGGCCCAGGAUGACCUCAGUGAGCUGGAUUCACUGCCACCCCUAGGCCAGGAUAUGGCGUCCCGGGUAUGGGUUCAGAAUAAAGUCGAUGAAUCCAAACACGAAAUCCACUCCCAGGUCGAUGCGAUCACAGCUGGAACAGCUUCAGUAGUUAACCUCACUGCCGGUGACCCUGCAGACACCGACUACACAGCAGUGGGAUGUGCAAUCACCACCAUUUCUUCCAACCUGACGGAGAUGUCCAAGGGCGUGAAGCUUUUGGCAGCCUUGAUGGACGACGAAGUGGGCAGUGGGGAGGACUUGCUCAGAGCCGCGAGGACCCUCGCGGGGGCAGUGUCGGACUUGCUGAAAGCUGUGCAGCCUACUUCUGGAGAGCCUCGACAGACAGUUUUGACUGCUGCUGGAAGCAUCGGACAAGCCAGUGGGGAUCUUCUGAGACAGAUCGGAGAGAAUGAGACUGAUGAGCGAUUCCAAGACGUUUUAAUGAGUUUGGCCAAAGCUGUAGCCAAUGCUGCCGCCAUGUUGGUAUUAAAGGCGAAGAAUGUCGCCCAAGUAGCUGAAGACACGGUCCUACAGAACAGGGUGAUUGCCGCUGCCACCCAAUGUGCCCUUUCUACCUCUCAGCUGGUGGCGUGCGCCAAGGUGGUGAGCCCCACCAUCAGCUCCCCCGUGUGCCAGGAGCAGCUGAUCGAAGCAGGGAAGCUCGUGGACCGCUCGGUGGAGAACUGUGUCCGUGCCUGCCAGGCGGCCACCGACGACAGCGAGCUCCUGAAGCAGGUCAGCGCAGCGGCCAGCGUGGUCAGCCAGGCCCUGCACGAUCUCCUGCAGCACGUACGACAGUUUGCCAGCCGAGGCGAGCCCAUCGGCCGCUACGACCAGGCCACCGACACCAUCAUGUGUGUCACCGAGAGCAUCUUCAGCUCCAUGGGAGAUGCUGGUGAAAUGGUGCGCCAGGCCCGGGUCCUGGCCCAAGCCACCUCAGACCUUGUCAACGCCAUGAGGUCAGAUGCGGAAGCUGAAAUCGACAUGGAGAAUUCAAAGAAGCUCCUGGCAGCAGCAAAACUCUUGGCUGAUUCCACUGCUCGCAUGGUGGAAGCUGCAAAGGGGGCUGCGGCCAAUCCUGAGAAUGAAGACCAGCAGCAGAGACUGAGAGAAGCUGCGGAAGGUCUCCGUGUGGCAACCAACGCCGCUGCCCAGAAUGCUAUCAAGAAAAAAAUUGUCAACAGAUUGGAGGUGGCAGCUAAGCAGGCCGCAGCCGCCGCCACACAGACCAUCGCCGCCUCCCAGAACGCGGCCGUGUCCAACAAGAACCCCGCCGCCCAGCAACAGCUGGUUCAGAGCUGCAAGGCAGUGGCUGAUCACAUCCCUCAGCUGGUCCAGGGGGUGAGAGGAAGCCAAGCCCAAGCUGAAGACCUUAGCGCCCAGCUGGCUCUCAUCAUCUCCAGCCAGAACUUCCUCCAGCCUGGAAGCAAGAUGGUGGCCUCCGCCAAAGCCGCGGUGCCCACUGUGAGCGACCAGGCUGCAGCCAUGCAGCUGAGCCAAUGUGCCAAGAACCUUGCCACCAGCUUGGCAGAGCUACGUACCGCCUCACAGAAGGCCCAUGAAGCCUGUGGUCCGAUGGAAAUUGACUCAGCUCUGAGCACCGUGCAGACACUUAAGAAUGAACUGCAGGAUGCCAAGAUGGCUGCUGUGGAAAGUCAACUGAAACCACUUCCAGGGGAAACGCUGGAAAAAUGUGCUCAAGACCUGGGAAGUACAUCCAAGGCAGUGGGCUCCUCCAUGGCUCAGCUCCUAACCUGUGCUGCGCAAGGCAAUGAGCACUACACAGGGGUGGCUGCAAGAGAGACAGCCCAAGCUCUGAAAACGCUGGCCCAGGCUGCCCGUGGAGUGGCCGCAUCCACCAGCGACCCUGCAGCUACGCAUGCCAUGCUAGAUUCAGCCCGUGACGUGAUGGAGGGCUCAGCCAUGCUCAUCCAGGAAGCCAAGCAGGCCCUGAUUGCACCUGGAGAUGCUGAGAGUCAGCAGAGACUAGCCCAGGUGGCCAAAGCCGUCUCGCACUCCUUGAAUAACUGCGUGAAUUGUCUCCCUGGCCAGAAGGAUGUGGACGUGGCCUUGAAGAGCAUUGGCGAGUCCAGCAAGAAGCUGCUUGUGGACUCGUUACCUCCAAGCACGAAGCCUUUCCAGGAGGCCCAGAGUGAACUGAACCAAGCUGCAGCUGAUCUGAACCAGUCUGCUGGGGAAGUGGUCCAUGCCACCCGGGGCCAGAGCGGAGAGCUGGCCGCAGCCUCUGGGAAGUUCAGUGAUGAUUUCGAUGAAUUCCUGGAUGCUGGCAUUGAGAUGGCAGGCCAGGCUCAGACAAAAGAAGACCAGAUCCAAGUGAUUGGAAACCUCAAGAAUAUCUCUAUGGCAUCCAGCAAGCUGUUGUUAGCUGCCAAAUCUCUCUCUGUAGAUCCAGGAGCCCCCAAUGCAAAAAAUCUCCUGGCUGCUGCCGCAAGAGCUGUGACAGAGAGCAUCAAUCAGCUGAUCACUCUGUGCACCCAGCAAGCUCCUGGCCAGAAAGAAUGUGAUAAUGCCCUGCGGGAGCUCGAGACUGUCAAGGGGAUGUUGGACAAUCCUAAUGAACCUGUUAGUGACCUCUCUUACUUUGACUGCAUUGAGAGUGUGAUGGAAAACUCCAAGGUUCUGGGCGAGUCGAUGGCAGGGAUUUCACAGAAUGCCAAGACCGGGGACCUCCCUGCCUUUGGGGAGUGUGUGGGGAUUGCGUCCAAGGCCCUCUGUGGGUUGACAGAGGCUGCAGCCCAGGCUGCAUACCUGGUGGGCAUCUCUGAUCCAAACAGCCAGGCGGGCCACCAGGGCCUUGUGGACCCCAUCCAGUUUGCCAGGGCCAACCAGGCCAUCCAGAUGGCAUGCCAGAACCUGGUGGACCCCGGCAGCAGCCCGUCACAGGUUCUGUCCGCGGCCACAAUUGUCGCCAAGCACACCUCGGCCCUGUGCAACGCCUGUCGUAUCGCCUCAUCCAAGACAGCCAACCCAGUGGCCAAGAGGCACUUUGUCCAGUCAGCCAAGGAAGUCGCCAACAGCACUGCCAACCUGGUGAAGACCAUCAAGGCCCUGGAUGGGGAUUUCUCUGAAGACAACCGCAAUAAGUGUCGCAUUGCCACCGCACCCUUGAUCGAAGCUGUAGAGAACCUGACAGCUUUCGCAUCCAACCCUGAGUUUGUCAGCAUUCCCGCCCAGAUCAGCUCCGAGGGCUCCCAGGCACAGGAACCGAUCCUGGUCUCAGCCAAGACCAUGCUGGAGAGCUCAUCAUACCUCAUUCGCACUGCACGCUCACUGGCCAUCAACCCCAAAGACCCGCCUACCUGGUCUGUGCUAGCCGGACAUUCCCACACCGUGUCUGACUCUAUCAAGAGUCUCAUCACAUCUAUCAGGGACAAGGCCCCUGGACAGAGAGAGUGUGACUACUCCAUCGAUGGCAUCAACCGGUGCAUCCGCGACAUUGAGCAGGCCUCGCUGGCAGCUGUCAGCCAGAGCUUGGCCACAAGGGAUGACAUCUCCGUGGAGGCCCUACAAGAGCAGCUGACUUCAGUGGUCCAGGAAAUCGGGCACCUCAUCGAUCCCAUUGCCACAGCAGCUCGGGGGGAAGCAGCGCAGCUAGGACACAAGGUGACACAGCUGGCAAGCUACUUCGAGCCCCUGAUCUUGGCCGCAGUUGGUGUCGCCUCCAAGAUUCUGGACCAUCAGCAGCAGAUGACUGUGCUGGACCAGACCAAGACGCUCGCAGAAUCUGCCCUCCAGAUGCUGUAUGCAGCCAAAGAAGGUGGAGGAAACCCCAAGGCCCAGCACACCCACGACGCCAUCACAGAGGCCGCCCAGCUCAUGAAGGAGGCUGUUGAUGACAUCAUGGUGACACUGAAUGAAGCAGCUAGCGAAGUGGGGCUGGUGGGAGGCAUGGUCGAUGCCAUUGCAGAGGCCAUGAGCAAGCUGGAUGAAGGCACUCCUCCAGAACCAAAGGGAACAUUUGUCGACUAUCAGACGACUGUGGUUAAAUACUCCAAAGCCAUUGCGGUAACAGCUCAGGAAAUGAUGACUAAGUCGGUUACUAACCCGGAGGAGUUGGGAGGACUGGCUUCACAAAUGACCAGUGACUAUGGGCACCUGGCUCUCCAGGGCCAGAUGGCAGCAGCCACGGCGGAACCAGAGGAGAUCGGCUUCCAGAUUCGCACACGUGUGCAGGACCUGGGCCACGGCUGCAUCUUCCUGGUGCAGAAGGCGGGGGCCCUCCAGGUGUGCCCCACGGACAGCUACACCAAGAGGGAGCUCAUCGAGUGUGCCCGUGCAGUCACAGAGAAGGUGUCCUUGGUGUUGUCAGCUCUCCAGGCUGGGAACAAGGGGACCCAGGCAUGCAUCACAGCUGCCACUGCCGUGUCUGGGAUUAUCGCCGACCUGGACACCACCAUCAUGUUUGCGACUGCAGGGACCCUGAAUGCAGAGAACAACGAGACCUUUGCAGACCACAGGGAGAACAUUCUGAAGACAGCCAAGGCCUUGGUGGAAGACACGAAACUGCUGGUGUCAGGGGCUGCGUCCACCCCGGACAAGCUGGCCCAGGCAGCCCAGUCGUCGGCAGCCACCAUCACCCAGCUCGCUGAAGUGGUCAAGCUGGGGGCCGCCAGCCUCGGCUCUAAUGACCCUGAGACGCAGGUGGUGUUGAUCAAUGCCAUCAAAGACGUGGCCAAGGCCCUUUCAGAUCUGAUAGGUGCUACCAAGGGGGCCGCCAGCAAGCCUGCCGAUGACCCCUCCAUGUACCAGCUCAAGGGGGCCGCCAAGGUGAUGGUGACCAAUGUCACCUCCCUCCUCAAGACUGUAAAGGCAGUGGAGGACGAGGCCACCCGGGGCACACGGGCGCUCGAGGCCACAAUCGAAUACAUGAAACAGGAGCUCACGGUGUUCCAGUCAAAAGAGGUGCCUGAAAAGACAUCAUCACCUGAAGAAUCGAUAAGGAUGACGAAAGGCAUCACCAUGGCAACAGCCAAAGCCGUGGCCGCUGGGAACUCAUGCAGACAGGAGGAUGUGAUUGCCACCGCCAACCUGAGCCGGAAAGCCGUGUCAGAUAUGCUGACGGCUUGUAAGCAAGCAUCCUUUCACCCUGAUGUCAGCGAGGAGGUACGCACGAGAGCAUUGCGAUACGGGACGGAGUGCACCCUUGGCUACCUGGACCUUCUCGAGCACGUCUUGGUGAUUCUUCAGAAACCCAGCCCGGAACUCAAGCACCAGCUGGCUGCUUUCUCCAAGCGCGUCGCUGGUGCCGUGACUGAGCUCAUCCAGGCAGCAGAAGCCAUGAAAGGAACAGAGUGGGUGGAUCCAGAAGACCCAACUGUCAUCGCGGAAACAGAAUUACUGGGGGCUGCGGCAUCCAUUGAGGCUGCUGCUAAGAAGUUAGAGCAACUGAAGCCAAGAGCCAAACCGAAACAAGCAGAUGAGACCCUGGAUUUUGAAGAACAGAUUUUGGAAGCUGCUAAAUCCAUUGCCGCUGCCACGAGUGCCCUGGUCAAAUCGGCCUCGGCAGCCCAGAGGGAGCUGGUGGCCCAAGGAAAGGUGGGCUCCAUCCCCGCCAAUGCUGCGGAUGACGGACAGUGGUCACAGGGGCUGAUUUCUGCCGCCCGGAUGGUGGCAGCUGCAACCAGCAGUCUCUGUGAGGCGGCCAAUGCCUCUGUUCAGGGACAUGCCAGUGAAGAGAAGCUCAUCUCAUCCGCCAAGCAGGUCGCUGCUUCCACGGCUCAGCUGCUCGUGGCCUGCAAGGUGAAGGCCGACCAGGAUUCAGAGGCCAUGAGGCGGCUACAGGCAGCAGGAAAUGCUGUGAAAAGAGCCUCAGAUAAUCUUGUUCGUGCAGCCCAGAAGGCAGCAUUUGGCAAAGCUGACGAUGACGAUGUUGUAGUGAAAACAAAGUUUGUAGGGGGCAUUGCUCAGAUCAUUGCCGCCCAGGAAGAGAUGUUGAAAAAAGAACGAGAACUGGAAGAAGCGAGGAAAAAACUGGCCCAGAUCCGCCAACAGCAGUAUAAAUUCCUACCCACUGAGCUGCGGGAGGAUGAAGGCUAA
Molecule: messenger RNA, 7650 nt
Organism: Puma concolor (puma)
Lineage: Eukaryota; Metazoa; Chordata; Mammalia; Carnivora; Felidae
Source: RefSeq, a predicted model, not a curated record